AUGCUCCCAACAAAAAGUUUGGCUCUCAAACAAGAGAAAGCUGCAGCAGGAUAUAAAAAAAGUAAGGACAGAGUUACUGUGUUGGCUUGCAGUACCGCAACAGGAACUCAUAAAUUAAAAUUGGCUCUGAUAGGAAAGGCCAGGAAACCUAGAGCCUUCAAAAAUAUUAAAAUGAAUGGUGACCAUUUUGACCUCCCCGUUUUUUACAGACACCAAUCAAAUGCUUGGAUGUCAGAGAGCAUUUUUAACGAAUGGUUUCACAAACAGUUUGUGCCCGAAAUUAAGAAGCAUCUAAAGUCCCAGAACCUUCCAAUGAAAGCACUCUUGAUCCUCGACAACGCAACAACGCACCCGGCUGUAGAUGUCAUUCAAGACGGAGAAAUUAAAGCUAUGUUCUUGCCCCCUAACGUAACCUCCCUUUGCCAGCCUAUGGACCAAGGAGUUUUGGUAACGCUUAAGAAGUUGUAUAGGAAGAAACUCCUUUCAUGUCUCAUUCAAGCCCUAGAUGAAGGAGUCGAAUUAGUGGAUAAGUUAAAAAAAAUUGAUAUGCUGGAUGUUGUUGGCUGGAUUUCCCAGGCAUGGGAUGAACUCAAUCCCCUAACGCUCGUGCGUUCUUGGAGGAAGCUCUUGGACCACCAGGGAAAUGAGUUCAACGAAGAAAUUAAAGAUGACGAGCUAGCCACUUUAAUGGAAAAAAUCCCAGGUUGUGAAGAAGCUUCACCUACAGAUGUUUUCGAGUGGAUGGAACAAGAUGAAGAAAGCGGACCAACUUCAGAGGAAGAAAUAGUUGAUGCUUUAAAAUCAAGAGAGGAUAGUGAAGAAGAGUCAGAAGACGACGAAGAUACCACUCAAAAAUCAAAACUGACACACAGCGAAGGUGUAAAAUUCUUCGAGGGAGCGAUCCAGUAUUUACAGGAACAAGGGACGACUGGAAUGGACAUUUUGUUUCUUCGACGAUUACGUGACGAGGCGGCUCGGCGAAGAAACCAAACAACAGUAGCAUCAAAGAACAUCAAGGUCGUGCAGCGUGUCACCAGCUGUAUGCCGUACAGCAUUUGGAUCAAUAUCAGCUGA
Messenger RNA from Homalodisca vitripennis (glassy-winged sharpshooter), 1074 nucleotides. Its product is annotated as jerky protein homolog-like. NCBI's taxonomy places the organism in Eukaryota, Metazoa, Arthropoda, Insecta, Hemiptera, Cicadellidae. Bases 1 to 1074 code for a protein of 357 amino acids. The transcript is spliced from 2 exons. Gene Ontology annotation, molecular function: DNA binding. The record is from RefSeq and is a predicted model, not a curated record. Gene Ontology annotation, cellular component: nucleus.